Molecule: messenger RNA, 3948 nt
Organism: Lampris incognitus (smalleye Pacific opah)
Lineage: Eukaryota; Metazoa; Chordata; Actinopteri; Lampriformes; Lampridae
Gene: zmiz2
Product: zinc finger, MIZ-type containing 2
Exons: 22
Coding region: 555-3614 (1019 amino acids)
Biological process (GO): protein sumoylation; regulation of transcription by RNA polymerase II
Molecular function (GO): SUMO ligase activity; zinc ion binding
Source: RefSeq, a predicted model, not a curated record
GAUCAGAGCAGGUCAGGCAGGUCUUCAGUCUCUGCGGGUCGGCGCGUCUCUCCAGUCUGUCGGCCGUGCAUUUGGACCGAGGCGAUGCCGAACAGCAGCGGUCCGGGUAGAUAAGCAGACGGAGCAGCCGGUAAUAGGAAGCGAGAGUCUGCCAGUCUCGAGGCGAUCUGAACGGGGGAUGGUGUGUCGGUCUAUCUGAGGGAGGGAAGCUGGAAGCUCGCUGUGGCUAAACUGGCUCGGGGAGAAAUCUGAGGUUCCUGGAUGAAGAGCGACGUGCUCGGGGGACGUUAUUUGGACGCAUUAUUUGGAAAUACUAUCUGGAGCUGUUAUUCGGACAAAUAACCAACCGGUCACAUUAUCUGGAGAUACUCGGAUCAGUCCCGUCGCUGCGGGUCAUUGAUGCGCCGGAGGUCGGCUCGGCGGAGCCCGGACUGCAGAGCCCCGGCUGAGGGGUCGGAGACGGAAGGAGCAGAGAAGGCAGCUGUCUGUCCAUCUGCAGGUGUGCGUGUGAGGAGCCCGGGCUGCCACCCCUACCAAUCCCCCCCACCCUGAAUAUGAAUCCACUGAACCCAAUGAAGGCUGGCUUGACCAACAACCCACACAGUGAAGGAUCGUAUUCUUAUGACCCGUCCAGCUGGCAGCAGCCAACCAAUCAGCCCACAGGAUCACUCUCUGUGGUGACCACCGUCUGGGGGGUGACCAAUCCGUCGGCGAGCCAGGGUCUGGGGGGAGGAGUGAUGGGACCAGGGGCCAAUCCAGGUGGGGGUCCCAUGCUGCAGGGCCCAGGGGGGGCAGGGAUGGGCCCUGGGCCUGGAGGAUACAUGGGACAGCAGGGCUACCCUGAACCCAACAAAGGCUAUUUGGGACAGGGCAUGUACGGCCGGCCCUCAGGGGGGUAUCCUGGAGGGCCACCAGGGUAUGGUGGGAGUUAUCCUUCCAGUGGGGGAGGUUCUAGAGGUUCUGCUGACUUCACCCAGGCUGCUGCUGCUGCUGCUGUUGCCGCUGCCGCUGCCACAGCAACCGCUACUGCCACAGCAACUGUUGCAGCCAUCCAGGAGAAGCACAAUCAGGAAAUGAACUAUGGACAGAUGGGGGGUCCAUCAUACAACAACCAGUUCAUGGCCCAUGCCGGCCCUCGGGGCCCCCCAGGCAUGGGUCCAGCUGGUAUGGGCCCAGGCCCUGGGCCUGCAAGGGGUCCACCCUCCAUGGGCCCAAUGUACGGUCCUGGAGGAGGCCCUCAGAGAAUGUCCCAGCACCCAAACUAUGGCCCAGGACCCCAGCAAGGCCCUCUUCGUCCCCCGCAAGGCCUGAAACGGCCCUACAACCCUGAGUCUUUUCCAGGUAUGUCUCAGCAGUAUGGGGUUCCAUUGGGCUCCAGUGUAAAUGUGCUAUCAGGUCCUGGAGGUCCUGGUGGUCCAAUCCCUGGUUCAUCGGGUCCUAACCACCCAGGGCCUGGCCCGUAUCCAGCUCAGAACAUGCAGUACCACACAGGUCCUGGUGGUCCAGGCCCCACCCCCCAGCGCUCUGGCUCUUCCCCUUCCUAUCAGAGCCACAAAAUGGCCCUCCCGCAAUACCCUCACACUGGACCCCCCAACUCACAGUACUACAAGCAGGACCAGUUUAAUGGUCAAGGUGGCGCCUUAAACACUCUGCCAACUGGGGGCACUGGUGGGGCCUACAACUCCUUCAGCCAGUCUACUGGGCCUGGUCGAGGGUUGCCAGGUUACCCCAGCUCCCCCCUCCCUGGUAAUCCCACUCCGCCCAUCACCCCUGGAAGCUCCAUGGCACCACCUUACAUGUCACCAAGCAACAGUGACGUCAAGCCGACGCCUUCUUCCUUCCUGACAGACAUCAAGCCCAAUAUCAGUGGCCUACCUGCCCUUCCUGCAACGGGUGAAAACAAGCAGCUGGCGACUCCACAUGUAUGGGAGGAGGCAUAUGGUGGUCUGCAGCCCUCCCCGGAUCGGCAGAGGGGGCGGAGCAGCGACCGGGACGGCUUGGAAGAGUGGAGUAUUUGGCCGGGUACAACUGGGGAGAAAAAGGGGGGAAGUUGGCCCAGAAGGCUGCAAGGUAACCCUAGCGAUGACCUGCGGCUGACCUUCCCGGUGCGUGAUGGAGUGGUCUUAGAGCCCUUCAGAUUAGAGCACAACCUGGCUGUUAGCAACCAUGUCUUCCAGCUCCGAGACUCCGUCUACAAAACCCUGAUGAUCAGACCAGACCUGGAGUUGCAGUUUAAAUGUUACCAUCAUGAGGAUCGUCAUAUGAACACUAACUGGCCGGCAUCUGUCCAGGUCAGUGUGAACGCCACUCCCCUCACCAUAGAGCGUGGUGAUAACAAGACUUCCCAUAAGCCCUUGUACCUGAAGCAGGUCUGCCAGCCUGGGAGGAACACCAUUCAGAUCACUGUUACAGCCUGCUGCUGUUCUCACCUCUUCGUUCUUCAGCUGGUUCAUCGUCCUUCUGUGCGUUCGGUGCUGCAAGGUCUGAUGAAGAAGAGACUGCUGCCUGCUGAGCACUGCGUCACCAAGAUAAAGAGGAACUUCAGCUGUGGUACCAUUCCCGGGACCCCCGGGCUAAAUGGAGAAGAUGGUGUUGAGCAGACGGCCAUCCGGGUCUCACUCAAAUGUCCUAUCACCUUCCGUCGUAUCCAGCUUCCUGCCCGGGGUCACGACUGCAGGCACAUACAGUGUUUUGACUUGGAGUCGUACCUUCAGCUCAACUGUGAAAGAGGGACAUGGAGAUGCCCUGUGUGCAAUAAAACAGCGCUACUGGAGGGACUGGAGGUAGACCAGUACAUGCUGGGCAUCCUCAUCUACGUUCAGAAUUCGGAGUAUGAGGAGAUUACUAUUGACCCAGUGUGCAGUUGGAAGCCAGUUCCAGUUAAACCAGACCUCCACAUUAAGGAGGAGCCAGAUGGCCCUGUGCUCAAACGCUGCCGCACGUUGAGCCCCAGUCACAUGGUCCUGCCAAGUGUCAUGGAGAUGAUUGCAUCACUCGGCCCCGCCCCCUCAACCUCCUCUGCCAGCAACUCCUCCUCCUCCCCAAUGCCGUACCCGUCCCUUCCAUUAGGGGGCAGUAACAACAGCAGCAGUACGCCGGACUAUCCUGGACAAGCUCCAUCCUAUCCCAGUCAGCCUGCUGGUUUUCCAGACUUUCCCAGUGCCGGUCCGGGGACCCCUGGGGUUGGGGGGGACUUCUCCUCCCCCGGACCUCCCCCCCUCUCCUACCAGUCUGAGCUCCCCAGUGGCCUCCUCACCCCUGACAAACCCCCCUCUCACCCGCUGGCUGGACAGAUGUCUCUCCCAGGUCGCCUGGACUCUACUUCCCAUGGUGCUCCUCUCUCCCAGCAGCAGCCACAGGUCCUUCAUGGGAACUCCCAGAUGGGGGCCGGUAACCCGGGCAACCAGAUAAUGCAACGUAGCAACCAGAACCCCCGUCUCCAUGGCGACAGCUCCUUUGGUCUAGGAGGGCCGGGGGGGUCGGAGGUUCCCGAGCCGUCCUUGGAUCUGCUUCCAGAAUUGACCAACCCAGAUGAGCUUCUGUCCUACCUCGGGCCCCCGGACCACCCUAAUAACAACAAUGACGACCUGCUGUCCCUGUUUGAGAAUAACUGAACCAACACACACACACACACACACACACACACAUACACAUACAAACAGCUUGCACACGCUCAUCUGGAAAUGUGGACACACACUUCCAUGACACACACACACACACACACACACACACGUGUGGAUAUGCUAACAUAGCUAUUGAAGAAAACAGUAUCCCACAGAGGGCUGGGGAGAAGAGACUUACUGUAAAAUAAAACGUCUGUCUCCAACAUGGACGGAGUGAACAGACCGCAGUUCUGAGGAAAAAAGACAACUUUUAAAUAUGAAAACCUUUGAUGUCUGACUAUGAAAUUGAUGGUAACUUCAUUUUAUUGUUUUUUUUUUUUUUUUA